Lichtheimia ornata is the source of this 843-nucleotide messenger RNA. RefSeq lists its product as uncharacterized. The record is from RefSeq and is a predicted model, not a curated record. Lineage: Eukaryota; Fungi; Mucoromycota; Mucoromycetes; Mucorales; Lichtheimiaceae. The transcript is spliced from 4 exons. The coding region runs from base 1 to 843 and encodes 280 amino acids.
AUGCGGUCAGUCUUUGGAUGUCUACUACUGCUUUUCAUCUUUUGCUUCCUCAAUGCACUAUCACCCGUAUUGGGUCAUAUGUCUCCACAAGAAGUGGAUGUUUUGAUGCAGCAAGAUUUACUCAAAAGAGCACCCCAAGCUGAUACAAAUCCUUCGGCACCACCAGCGAGUGGACAACAAUCACAAUCACAAGGAGGAGGAGGAGGUUCAGCACCUGCUGGAUCGAAUGGAGGAGGAGUCAACACAGCACCACAAACAGCAGCAGGAUCGAGUUCAGCAGCACAAGGAGGAGGUGAUGCACUUGGUGACUUACCAACAUCCACCAGCUUUGGCAAUACAGUGUUUCCAGGCAGUGCUAGUUUCCUUACGCCUACCGGUAGUGGAUCCGUAUCACCUCUUUUUCGUAUCGAUGGCCGAGAAAAUGUCACCUUCGUUUGGGAAUAUGAAUCGGUAUCCGUACGUCCUGUCAACUUGACGCUUGCUGCAGCAGGUCCCAACUCUGUCACUUAUACCAUUGCCGCUCUUCAAGGCGGUGCCACCAGUGCAGAAUGGCAUAUUGCAAACAUUCCUCGAGAAUCCCCUCUGAUGAACGGCUACUACGAGAUUCAACUCUAUGAUCAGCGAGGCAUCUCAGCAAGCGAAUCACCUGGUUGGCUAUCACCCCAAACGACUUUGACCAUUGCAUUCUAUUCCGGAGAGACGUAUGCAAAUGCAACCGAUACAGCUGGUAAUGAUUGUCCGAUAUGCUUGUACGAUGCUGCAUCCACCUUCAAGGCAUACGGUACAACACUUGGAGUUGCUCUCGUGACCUCUGCCUUCUUCAUCUAUGGUAUCCUCUACUAA